CGGGCAUAGAACAGGAAAGGAAGAGAUGGAGACUGGCAACGGUGGUGAAACGGUGGAGCAGCAGCCGAUAGCGGUGGAGACGGGCAAACGUGGUCUGAUGGCGGGGCAAGAGCCGGAGGGGAAGAAGAUGAUGAAUAUAAUGGUGGCUAUUGAUGAUAGCCACGAGAGUUUCUACGCACUUGAAUGGGUUCUUGAUAAGUUGUUGAAGUACAGUGGUGGCGCCGCUCCUCAGACGGCGGAGGAGCAGGAGCACUCCAAGGUGGUCACCAUGGUCCAUGUCAUAGAGCCCCUGCCUCGCCAUGCCUUCCCUAGUGGUGGAUAUGUGGUGGAAUCUGCAAGUAAAACCCAAGAGCAAAAUGGUGCAAGAAUACUCUCUCGUGCAUUUGACAUGUGCAGGGACAAAAUGGUGAUAGCUAAAACUCUUAUUCUUGAGGGAGAUCCAAAGGACAGGAUUUGUCGGGCCAUAGAUGAAGUGAACAUUGAUCUUCUUGUGGUUGGUAGCAGAGGACUUGGCCAGAUCAAGAGGGCUUUUUUGGGAAGUGUUAGCGAUUAUUGUGCUCAUCAUGCAAAAUGUGCUGUCCUUGUUGUGAAACCGACCAAGAAACACGAUUGAUGGUAAGAAAGAAUCGAAGUAAUAAUAAUUUAGAAUCAAGAAAUCGUAGAACGAAAGUCCUAUGAGUGAAGUAAUACAAGUGAAAUAAUAUCAUUAUAUAUGUAUGCUCUCAUAAUCAAGAUCGUAUGUAUGUGUUGUAAUAAAGAUGAACUUGUUGAACUUUAUGUAAAUUGACAAUAUGGGUGAUGUUUAGCUCGAUUUCUGGUUAUUAUUCCAUGCUCAUGGUAAUAAGAUAGCAAAUUAAAUCU
Olea europaea var. sylvestris is the source of this 861-nucleotide messenger RNA. Its product is annotated as universal stress protein in QAH/OAS sulfhydrylase 3'region-like. The coding region runs from base 26 to 613 and encodes 195 amino acids. NCBI's taxonomy places the organism in Eukaryota, Viridiplantae, Streptophyta, Magnoliopsida, Lamiales, Oleaceae. The record is from RefSeq and is a predicted model, not a curated record. The transcript has 4 exons.